Messenger RNA from Colletotrichum lupini, 591 nucleotides. RefSeq lists its product as uncharacterized. The coding region runs from base 1 to 591 and encodes 196 amino acids. The transcript has a single exon. NCBI's taxonomy places the organism in Eukaryota, Fungi, Ascomycota, Sordariomycetes, Glomerellales, Glomerellaceae. The record is from RefSeq and is a predicted model, not a curated record.
AUGCCCCGAAAAUACUCCAGAGAUCUUCAUAAUUCUCCGCUGUACGGCCAGGGGCCAAGGCCAACACGGGGCUACCGCUCAUCACGCGCCAUUUCACAACACGAAAGAAGGGUGAAGAGGGCGAUCCUGGUCACGCAAAAGGCUUUACUGUUCAACUUUCACCUCGGUACUGGGCCGAAGGGAAGCGGCAAUGAGUCGAGGCAAGCGCGCUGCUGCAGAGAAACAGAAGCAAGAUACGGCCGCUCCGUGCCACAGCCGCCGCAACGUUCCAUAGCCUCGAGUUCUCUGAUCGGCUUGUUCUGGCAGUGUGCAGCCGACGACGGAACGGCGGCUCGGAGUAUCCCGGACUCUUCCACGUUCUACGCGCUGUGCAGCGGCCUACUUUCGAGGGCAGUGGGCACUCGUAUCCAGUUGGCCGGGUUGCCUCAAACCGCCCUCCCAGGCUGUCAGGCGGUGGCUGUGCGAGCCAACAUCGACAAUAGGCUGUGGUCUCUGCUCGUCAACCUGGCAUUGAACCGCAUCUCAGCCCUUUCGUUAGGCCACUCUGUUGCUCCGAACCCACAUAACAAUAACAUGCGAUCAUCGAUGUGA